GCCCACACAUUCCGGUGUCACGUGACAGACACUAAAUGUAUUAUGUUCUGUAUGAGAGAAAUACUUCAGUGACAGUGUUCAACCACAGUCAAUGGCAGACAGGAGAACAAGCUCGACUCCGCCUUGAUGUAACGUCAGCAACGAUCCACGUUGGUUACUAUGGCACACAGUCGACCACGCCCCAACCAAGGAACGCCUCGCUCGACCUGCGUGGGUUGCCGGUGACCUAUUCUCGGAAUCACUCGUGACGUCAUGCAUCAGGACAGGUAACCUUCAGAAACGAAAGUAGACAAUUAUUCAACCGUGAACGCCCAGUGUUAUGUUCGUUAAGAUCUCAGACCCACUGCCUCUUUCCGAGCUUUUUAUCAUCAGGAUCUCAUUAAAACACUUCGCCAGUGCAUGUUAUUCUUGUAUGGAAUCAAAUGAAAGAUUCAUUAGUGUAUCGGGUUUCUAACACCGGUUGUACAAAGACAUGGUGUGACGUGACUGCCACGAGCCUACUGAGAAGGACAAGGUAGUAUCUCGGACCUGCUACACAGGGAAUCUACACAGUCAACAGUGUCUAAACUAACCCCCGAUCCACACGGCAGAAAUGUGAGUACAAAUUGUUGUACAACAAGUCCACUCAACCAUGUCAAAGAAGAAUGACGGAAAGCGACAAUGUCCUGACUGCAACAAGUGGUUUGUGGAUUUGAAUAACCACAAGAAAUGUGAUGGUAGGGGCCAAACAGCCAGCCAAAGGUCACCGGAUGACAAGCUUCAAUGUCCUGAUUGCAACAAGUGGUUUGUGGAUUUGAAUAACCACAAGAAAUGUGAUGGUAGAGGCCAAACAGCCAGCCAAAGGUCACCGGAUGACAAACAACAAUGUCCCGACUGCAACAAGUGGUUUGUGGAUUUGAAUAACCACAAGAAAUGUGAUGGUAGAGGCCAAAGAGCCAGCCAAAGGUCACCGGAUGACAAACAACAAUGUCCCGACUGCAACAAGUGGUUUGUGGAUUUGAAUAACCACAAGAAAUGUAAUGGUAGGGGCCAAACAGCCAGCCAAAGGUCACCGGAUGACAAACAACAAUGUCCUGAUUGCAACAAGUGGUUUGUGGAUUUGAAUAACCACAAGAAAUGUAAUGGUAGGGGCCAAACAGCCAGCCAAAGGUCACCGGAUGACAAACAACAAUGUCCCGACUGCAACAAGUGGUUUGUGGAUUUGAAUAACCACAAGAAAUGUGAUGGUAGAGGCCAAAGAGCCAGCCAAAGGUCACCGGAUGACAAACAACAAUGUCCCGACUGCAACAAGUGGUUUGUGGAUUUGAAUAACCACAAGAAAUGUGAUGGUAGGGGCCAAACAGCCAGCCAAAGGUCACCGGAUGGCAAACAACAAUGUCCCGAUUGCAACAAGUGGUUUGUGGAUUUGAAUAACCACAAGAAAUGUGAUGGUAGGGGCCAAAGAGCCAGCCAAAGGUCACCGGAUGGCAAACAACAAUGUCCUGAUUGCAACAAGUGGUUUGUGGAUUUGAAUAACCACAAGAAAUGUGAUGGUAGGGGCCAAAGAGCCAGCCAAAGGUCACCGGAUGACAAACAACAAUGUCCUGACUGCAACAAGUGGUUGGUGGAUUUGAAUAACCACAAGAAAUGUGAUGGUAGGGGCCAAACAGCCAGCCAAAGGUCACCGGACGACAAACAACAAUGUCCUGAUUGCAACAAGUGGUUUGUGGAUUUGAAUAACCACAAGAAAUGUGAUGGUAGAAGUCGCCCAAGAAUGUCUCCAUGUGUGAAUUCCACACCCCUAGGAUCCGGUAACCCAACAACCGGACAACAUAUUGCCCAUUCAAACGAGAUGGAUAGAGAUGUCGUGACAAAGAUGGAAGAGUUUGUUGGGCACAUGGUAAGUACUUGCAAACUGGAACAUUCAAGGAAUCCAAGGAGUGAUAUUUUGAAUUUCUUCAACGAUGAUGUGGCACUGAAACAAACUGAAAUCGUGGAUGUGGCACCAUAUUUUACAGAGUUGCAGAACGAUAUCUGUACCUUUCUCAAAUCGAAGACGCCUUGGACGUGGAAGGUGUUUAGGGGAGGUUCAUAUUACGACAAAACUAAGGUGUCUCGACCCAAUGAAAUGGAUUGUUUAUUCAUUCCGGAAGUUGAUUCACCUCUUCAGCCAGUGUAUAGGGACUGCUAUCCUGGCUACUGCAAGGUCAGAGUUGAAAAUACGUCUUCAGCUCUUAACAGUCUGUGCAAAGACAGCUUCCUCAACCCUGGGGAGUAUAGGCAGUAUUUCUUUGACCGGAUGGACGAAUUUGUGCGCGGAAGUCCCAGGUGUAAGAGGAACCUAAACCACCCAAACUCCCCAUCAUUCGGCAUCACCUACUUCGGCCCAAAAACCUACCAUGGCACCCUUGACAUCGACAUGGACAUCGUCCCAGCUAUCAACAUACCACAAUGGCCACCGUCUCCGACUGCUCGGGAUCUGAGCAAAUGUGAAAAUCUCAAGGACAUAUCCCAUCUCAUCAACCCUUCUGACAUCAAGGAAAAAGGAUUCAACAUUACAACAAAGUGCUGUCCAGCACACAAUCCACACAAUCUGCAGUGGCAGAUGUCGUUCUCCCUCGCUGAGCAGAAACUCACUUUGCACGGGAACAAAGACAGCUGGAAGCCUAUCCUCCGAACAAUAAAACGAGUGAUGGAGAUUGCCAAGGGCCAACAGGGCCUCAUGGACACAGUAAAAUCAGAGAUGAUCCAGCAAGUCGCCGAACACACCAAACAACAUUACUUGAGGGAUGCCUCAUUUCGGUUAGGUUUCACAACUUACCACAUAAGGACGUUGAUGUGGACGUUGUUGUACGACCUCAGCGCCGGGUUCCAUGUGUGGAAGGAUGAAACUCAGGAACAUAGGUUACACUUCUGUCUGGGCAAGUUCAAGAAAAUGUUGACUGGCGAGAUGACGGUGCCCCAUUUCUUCUUGCCUAACGUCCGGGAUAUGAUGAGCACUGUGCGUUGGAAGGACAGAGAGUUCAUGUACAUUUUGGUCAGAUCCACGGAAAUCCUGUUUUCUAGAGUCACCGACCAAUAUUCGUAAACAUAACUGAGUGAGUGAGUUCAGUUUUACCCGACUUUUAGCAACAUUCCAGCAAUAUCGUGACUGGGGACACCAGAAAUGGGCUUCAGACAUUGUACCCAUGAAGGGACUCGAACCCGGGUGUUCGGCGCGUUCGGUGUUCGGCGCGACAAGCGAAUGCUUUAACCACUAGUCUACCACAAGGCCCCGUAAACAGAGCUGACAACUUGUCCUUUAAGUACUAGUUUAACAGACUCUCACCAAAGUGACAAUUGUUGCAAAAAUAUCAACACGUUCCAUUUGAGACAGGAAUUUGAUGAUCAAAUCAAAUUGAAAAGAUAUAUUACUGCCACAAAAUAUUACGUAUUUUCAUUGACUAAACAUUGUUUAUAUUCCACUCACUCACUCACUCAUGCACUCACUCACUCACUUACUCACGCACGCACACAUACACGAAAACACGCACGCACAUACAUACAUUUCACCAUAUAAAUCUCUGAUGCUUAGAUUAAAUAGAGUCAUGUAAGUUUGGGUAAAUUGGGUUCUUGACAAGUUGAAAAGAAAUUGCCCAGAACUCUAAAUCGUGAUGGAAAUAAAUGAAUGUUCGCCUUC
This is a messenger RNA of Haliotis rubra (blacklip abalone), 3658 nucleotides long. RefSeq lists its product as uncharacterized. The coding region runs from base 632 to 3067 and encodes 811 amino acids. The transcript is spliced from 5 exons. The record is from RefSeq and is a predicted model, not a curated record. NCBI's taxonomy places the organism in Eukaryota, Metazoa, Mollusca, Gastropoda, Lepetellida, Haliotidae.